This is a messenger RNA of Lactuca sativa (garden lettuce), 1792 nucleotides long. RefSeq names its product GATA transcription factor 8. Gene Ontology annotation, molecular function: sequence-specific DNA binding; zinc ion binding. Lineage: Eukaryota; Viridiplantae; Streptophyta; Magnoliopsida; Asterales; Asteraceae. Gene Ontology annotation, biological process: positive regulation of DNA-templated transcription; cell differentiation. The record is from RefSeq and is a predicted model, not a curated record. Gene Ontology annotation, cellular component: nucleus.
CCUACCAUACAUCUCUCUCUCUCAUCUUCCCUCCCUUUUUAGGGUUCUUCACGCCCUUCUUUCUCGUUUCAAAUUUCAUAAUCUGUAGACUACUAUAUACGCUCCACUUUCAGUUUGAUUUUAGGUUGUAGAGCUCAGAGUUGAUAAUCGGUUUCUGUUUCGUGUCUCGAGUUUAGGGAUUACCUUUUGUCAUUUCAUUUGGGAGUAUUCAGAUUCGUGAUUCCUGAUUCGUCAUUCGUUAUUCGUGAAUGAAGCUUUUGAAUUGAGAGGGAUUUUGCUUGUAGCUUUUUGCAGAUUGUAGGCGGGAAUUAGGGUUUAACGCGAAGGUAGUUCAGUUCCAAAAUCUACAAGUGAAAGUAACUCAUUUGAAUUCUAACCUCAAGAGUUAAAAAAAACAACAAUGGAGGGCCAAACUUACAAUGAAGAGAUCGAUUGUGGAAGUUUCUUUGAUCAAAUUGACGAUUUCAUCGAAUUCCCUCCAGUCAACGACACCACACUCAAUAAUUCAAUAGAUUGCAAUGAUUUCGCCGACAUUUGGACUAACAACUCCGACGAACUCCAAGUCUCCGAUCCCAUCUUCUCCGAUAGUAAUCCCGCCUCCGCCCUUUCAGCAGAACUUUCCGUUCCGUAUGAAGAUAUCAUCCAGCUUGAAUGGCUUUCAAACUUUGUGGAAGACUCGUUUUCCGGUGGGGGAAUGACAAUGAACAAAGAGAAUAUUCCGGCGAAGACAAUGAACAAAGAGAAUAUUCCGGCGAAAACAGAGCCAGUGGUGGUGGCAAACUACCACUUCCAGAUGUCAAGUCCGGUCUCCGUUCUCGAAAGCAGUAGCAGCUCCUCCAGCUCCUCCUCUUGCUCCGGGAGUGGCACUGGCGGGAUGAUGAUCCCGCUCAGCCCAACUCACCGGGGCCCGCAGCGGGCCCGAAGCAAACGGUCUCGACCCGCCACCUUCAACCCUCGUGCCGCCAUCGAACUCCUUUCCCCUCCAAACCUGAUUCCGAUUCCGAUUCCGAUUCCAGGUUCGAUGGAAUCGGCGAUUCCGGUUGAGAAGAAGAGAAAGAAGAAGCCGAAGAAGAAACCCGAGGCAGCUCAAUUCAAUCCGGAAGACAACAACGAGAACGGAAUCGAGAACCAAAAGAUGGGGACGGGGCAAGGAGUUAGGAAGUGUAUGCAUUGUGAAAUUACGAAAACGCCCCAGUGGCGGGCGGGGCCGAUGGGUCCGAAAACCUUGUGUAAUGCUUGUGGGGUCCGUUACAAAUCCGGGCGGCUGUUCCCGGAGUACCGCCCGGCUGCAAGUCCGACAUUUGUCCCUUCCGUGCACUCAAAUUCACAUAAGAAGGUUGUGGAGAUGAGAACUAAGUGUAUGCCGAUUGAGGUAUUGGGAUCAGUUCAGGUCCCAGUUGGACCUGAACUGAUCCCCAACCCGAACCCACUACCAGAAUACAUCUGAUGUGGGUUGGGUAUAAGGUAUUUGGAUAUCUGGUGUCUAAUAUCUGGUAUAAUUAGUAGUAUGUUGAAUUGGUUGAUUGUACAGGAGGGUAAUGAAGGGGGGAGGAAGAGGAGGAGCAUAUAUAUAUAUUAUAGAUAUUUUAGUUGGUUAGAGAGAGAUUAAGGAAUAUGUUUGAAGGUUUAGAGAGAUUAGUGUUCAUCAGAAGUUAGGUUUGUAAGGUUAAGAAGAAUAGAUGAGUUGUUUUUAUUUGUUUGUUUGUUUGCUUGUGUUUUUCAAGGUUUUUAUGGGAAUUCUUUUUGUAGUUUAUAUAUAAUCAUAAUAUCAUAUAUAUAUUUUAAAGGGGUA